Entrophospora sp. SA101 is the source of this 1023-nucleotide messenger RNA. The record is from the annotation of a GenBank genome assembly. NCBI's taxonomy places the organism in Eukaryota, Fungi, Glomeromycota, Glomeromycetes, Entrophosporales, Entrophosporaceae.
AUGUUAAAACAACAAAAGAUCUUAUGGAGAGACACUGAAAGAUAUCUUGAUCCACUGACUGAUUCAACACGUGGUGCUAAACUUUUCUCAACACUAUUGGGAUCAUUGAUAGCUCAUGUAGGGAAAGAAUUUUUACCAAAUGAUGGCACAAUUAUUUUAGAAGAUAUUUAUCAUCUACCAUUACCAAUUUUUAAUUAUCCAAGAACUAGGAAAUGUUUUUCACAAAUUUAUGAGUUACAUUGUGAUAACAUAUUUAUAUUAUCAAUGUGCUCUAACAAACUUUUCAUUAAUGAAAAUGAUCAUAAUAAGAAGAAUGGUGGUCUUAUUAUUAGGAAAUUGGUAAUUAAAGAUUUAAAAAGUGAUAAUAGGGGAUUGGCAUAUUUGAUUUCUUUACAAAAAUAUUUAGAAUGUGUGGUAUAUGGUUCUGUUUAUAAUAUUGUUAAUUUAGAACUACACAAAGAAAUCAGUAAAGCAUUAAUUAAAGUUUCAAGUUCUAUAAAAUAUUUUACUCUUACUGGAGGAUUGUUAUGUUUGCCACCUGAAACAAUUGGUCAUUUUUCAAACCUGGUAGUAUUGGAGAUUUUGGUGAAUGAUAAUAUAGAAGACCUUUUCCAAGAUAUGUGUAUGUCAGCCACUUUUAAAGGACUGGAAAUAUUUAGGAUUGGAAGUAAAUUGCCAUCUUUGAAUGUUCUUAGUAAAUUUUUAACAAAAUUUUGUUCACAAAUCAAAGUUCUUGAUUUAUAUGGGUUCUGGCCAAAUGGCAAGAAAAAAUUAUCACAACAUAAUCAAACAAUAGCUCAAUACUAUUAUCAAAGUUUGCAUUACCUAGCUACUUCAAUUUCUGAUGUCAAAGAUGUAAGGCAAAUUUUGGUAUCAUGUGAACAACUUGAGGGACUAUAUUUGGAUAGUUAUGAAAGGAAGAUUGACUCUGAAGAACUUUUUCAAAUUCUAGUAAACCAUUAUCCAGCAAAAUUUCAAAAUUAUGUCUAUUCAACAAAUGGGAUUUAUCCAAAACUUCUUUAA